Messenger RNA from Nymphalis io (European peacock), 2756 nucleotides. RefSeq names its product phospholipase A2 group XV-like. The record is from RefSeq and is a predicted model, not a curated record. NCBI's taxonomy places the organism in Eukaryota, Metazoa, Arthropoda, Insecta, Lepidoptera, Nymphalidae. The transcript has 6 exons. Gene Ontology annotation, biological process: lipid metabolic process. Bases 299 to 1516 code for a protein of 405 amino acids.
GUUCAUUACCUUUACAGCCAUAAUUUUAUAUAAAAAUAAAUAAUCUUGUUAUUGUAAUUUGUAAACACAGUUUCCAGCUGAUUGUCUCGAAGUUUGUAGACUUGUGGUUGUUAUCAAUUUUAUUUCUAUUUUGUAUGACUUUUGUAUACAUCGUACGAUGUAACGAAUAACGUCAUUGCAGAUCGCUGCUUUGAUUGUAAUAAAUAUUGCGUAAAAAAGCGGAAAUUGUAAAUAAAGUUUAUACAUAACGAACGACGGACGUGCUCCAUAUUUGUUUCUUUAAUUUAAAAUAACAAAUAUGUCAAAAAACAAGUGCUACUUUUUAAUUUUUGUUGCACUUUUAGUGUCUAAAACUUCCUUGGGUUUGUCGCCGGUUAUUUUUAUACCAGGUGAUGGGGGAAGUCAACUAGAAGCUAAGUUGAAUAAGACAAAUGUGGUUCACUACAUUUGUGCAAAGACUUCAGAUGAUUACUACAACAUAUGGCUUAAUCUCGAAUUGCUUGUUCCAUUUGUCAUCGACUGCUGGGUUGACAAUCUUCGUUUAGAAUAUGAUAAUGUUACACGAACAACACGCAAUUCACCAGGUGUGGAUAUUAGAGUACCCGGUUGGGGUAACCCAGAGCCUGUAGAGUGGUUGGACCCAUCACAUGACUCCGCUGGGUCAUAUUUUAACACUAUUGCAGAUUCUCUAGUGAAAAUAGGGUAUGUGAGAAAUGUAUCCUUGAGAGGGGCUCCAUAUGACUUUAGAAAAGCCCCAAAUGAAAAUGGAGAGUUCUUUAUAAAGUUAAAAUCACUUGUAGAGGAAACUUAUGCGAUGAACAAUAAGUCAGCAGUGACAUUCAUAGUGCAUAGCAUGGGUGGCUCCAUGGCUCUACAUUUCCUAAGGCUGCAAACUCAGGCCUGGAAAGAUCAGUACAUUAGGCGGAUGAUAUCUCUGUCUACACCCUGGGGAGGUGCAAUGAAGGCACUCAAGGUUUUUGCAAUAGGCGAUGACCUAGGCUCGUUAAUGUUGAGCGAGAGUACAUUGCGCACUGAACAGAUCACUUGUCCCUCCCUCGCCUGGCUUCUGCCUUCUCCCAACUUCUGGAAACCGUCCGAAAUCCUCGUGCAGACUGAUAAAUUCAACUAUACCAUUAACGAUCUCCAGAAAUUAUUCACCGACAUGGAGCUGCCGAAUGCGUGGGAAAUGUGGCGCGACACCGAGAAGUUCUCGCGGGACUUCAGCGCGCCUGGCGUCGAGCUGCACUGUAUCUACGGGUACAACAUCUCCACCGUCGAGAGGCUGGUGUACAAGCCGGGCUCGUGGCUGGACGGCUCGCCGACGCUGGUGGGCGGCGACGGCGACGGCACCGUCAACCUGCGCUCGCUGAGCGCGUGCGAGCGCUGGCGCGGGCUGCGCGCGCACGCGCACCCGCUGAGGAGCCUCGCGCUCAGCGGCGCCGAGCACCUGCGCAUCCUGCGGGACCCGCGCGUCGCGCACUACCUCGCCGCCGUGCUGGGCGGCCCCGCGCCCUGAUCGCGCCCCCCUGUGUCGCAGCGUGCUAUGAACGCGAUUGUGAAAUAGGUAUAUUCGUUGUACAUGAAAAUUAAGUACAUAGUGCCGGUUGAGUGAUUUAUUUUACUGUAGAAUUAAGUUUUCACGUCUCGUCUGAUAAAUUUAGACAUGCUGCGUGCAAAUGUGUGUCACGUUUGCGUGCAGUUCGGUGGUCAGUUAGUUUGGUAGUAGUUGAAAUUAUUCAAAAUAUAAAUUAGAUUUACGAAAUAUGGUGUUAGGUAAUAUCUCCAAAAAUUAAAUAUUUUUACUCCAGUGAUAAAUUGUAAGGGUAUUUCUUAGUAAAUUAAAUCGCUUAGAUCUUAGACUACCGUAAUGUUAGUUGCAAAUAUGCCUAAACAUUUUUUUUAUGAAUGAGUAGUAAAAAAUGAUCUUAAGCUCUCUAGUAUUUGAAAUAUAAAUGUAUUAAUUUUUAUCUCAUCAUCUACCAAAGUGCUAGAUAACCUCAAAUUCCAUUAAAUGCAAUUUGAAAUCAUAUCAGUGUGAAUAUUAGAUAUUUUAUGUGAUGAUUUUAAUUUUAAAGAUAAAAAAGACUAGUAUUGUAUACAUAUAUCGCUUUUCGAUAAGAUUUAUUACUUAUAAACUUGCCAAGAAUAUAUUUAUAAGUCUUAGUAAAUGAAAUAAUGUAAUUAUUUCAGUUGUCUGCUUUGUAGUAUUAGUUUAUUUUAGAAUUAAUUACACACGGUGCAAUAUGUUUUUUUUAUAAUAAAAAAAAUAAAUAUUUUAUGUGAUGUUAUUUUAAAUACUGAAAUAAAUAAAAAAAAGAAAUAUGCAAAUAUAAAUAUCAUUGAUAAUUAUUUUUUUCUGAAAUAUUUGUUGGUUGUCCAAGAUAAUCAAUUAUUCAUAUCAGAAGUUUUGUUUUCUUUAAUUUGAUGAAUUUAAGACUCAUUGUUAUGAUGCCUAAAAAUAUAUUUUCAUGUAAAUCAGUAUAUGUAAUGUUUGUCAGUUUGUUAAAUAAUUAUGGAACCCUGUAACAUGGGUUAUUUAUAGAAUAAAAUACUCAUUAACCAGCUCAAAACAUUUAUGCAUCUGUUAAAAACUUACAUUUUAUCAAAUGACCGAAAAUAUUAUGUAUAUAUAAUAUAUAAAUUUCGAUUAUUUACCUUAGCUUUAUGGCUGUGAUAUAAUGUAAAUUCCCAAUGCAUUGAUCAAAUUAAAGAUAUUAUUAUAUUUAUGAAUAUAAUUAAUAUCGUUAAAUGUAGAA